AUUGGAGACACAGUAGAGAGGAAAUCGUGCUCCUUACUAGCCGACACACGCCGCCAGAACACAUCGAACAGAUUGGGGAGAAAGGAGGCGAUAAGAAAGGAGAGAAGGUGAAAUUCUAACGAGGGAUUUACACAGGUUGGGAUACAGACGUUGAUUAUCAAGAAGAAAGGACUAACGUCAUUUUGUAUUUCACGUGCAUUUUAAAGACUAACGUUAGCCAUUUUCUUCUGGACAAGGUAUUGUAAUAUAACCCUUGUGAGGUAGCGGAAUGUGUACGCUAGCGAUAGCUAAUUAGCUAGCUUAGAAUUCAGGACUUUGUGCGGGUUUGUUAUCUGGCUGAAACACAACGUUAUAUGCACUUACAAUCUUGUACUUCAGCAUAUGAUAGCGCACGCAACGUCAGCUGUUGGUGGUGAGAUUUUCAUAUGAUGUUCCUGACCAUGCUGCUCUUUCCAUGAUUAAACAAUAACACUAGCUUAGCUAGCAUAAAGAAUUAUUUUAUGUAUCAAAGACUUAACGUUACCAUUACCCAAAUGGAUAGCUAGCUGAGUCAAAAGGAAGGUCAGUCAUUUAAUAUCUCCCCACUUUUACUUGAGCUUUGGCUCAAAAAUACAGCAACAUUAGGACUACCCACAGACAUAACGCUAUUUAAGGUUACGUUCAGAUUCCUUCAACAACGCCUUCAGACAAUUGCAGCAUUCCUUGCACGUUGUUUUUAUUGCAAGUCCCACCUUGAUUACGCGAGGGCCUAGCUAACUAUAUCGCUAAUUUAUCAGGCCUAAAACCAAUCUGUGAUACUGUCAACCAUCAACAGUGCAAUCUCUGAUUCCCCCCCUAUUAUUUUAACCAGCUGGCUUAUAUUUUUCUCGAUUUUGUCCUUGUCUUGGUAUUGCCAGGCGGCACAGAUUUACGUUCUUAACCAUUUAAAAUGUACAUUUCUACGACAUUAUUGUUUGCCUGACAGUAAAGUGGAACCAAUAUUUAGCUCCCUAUUUAGCCAAUAGCGCACGUUUUUGGAGCAGUCGCUAAAUUUAACCAGGCUCUGUAAAACAGGAGUUUUGAUCUUCCUGGGCAGAGGAAACCGGCUAAGGUUACUCACAUUCUAGGCAUAGCGCGAGACUCUAUCCUAGAACAGAGUACAACCAAGGGAAGGAGGCAAAGGUAUAAAUAGAUAGCUAACGGAGACCGAGCUGUUCAAUGUUAAUGUCGACUGACGUAGCAUCAAUAAUGUUACCCGUUAAUCGGGGAAUGAUGGACCGAGAGAGGGACAUUGACUCCACGACUGGACCCCUCGCAAACUCUCCCGGAGCUUCAGCAGCCGUCCGAGGAAUGAAACGUGGAGACCCAGAGCCCGACGCACAGACAGCUGCAGCUUUGACCGAACUGGCCGGGGCGGAAUGCAAGCGGCCGAGGAUAGACGGGACCGGGGUUGUCGGUGACAUUGGGCAGGGAGCUCCAGAGUCUACAGUAGGUCAGGAGGGUCUUGUGCCCCCACCCUUCACUGCCUUCCCCCCGCCGCCCCCGCCUCAGAAUGGCCUGGCCACCGAGUUUGGAGGGGCCCUGUACGCCGCUGGACCCCAGGGGCCCUCCGAGCCCGUCGCCGGCACCAACGGCCCUGCCUCGGCACCCAACAAUGUGAGCGCUCCACAGACAGAGGGCUCUUCUCAGGUAGAGGGGGUGGGCCAGUGCGUGGCGACGAGUGGACCUGGCGUGGUGGCUGGCGUGUCUGGGGGCGACUCACCCGAGGCCAAGGGAACCCCAAAGCGCCUCCACGUCUCCAACAUCCCCUUCCGCUUCCGCGACCCCGACCUCAGGCAGAUGUUUGGGCAAUUUGGGAAGAUCCUUGACGUUGAGAUCAUUUUCAAUGAGAGAGGCUCAAAGGGCUUUGGGUUUGUGACAUUCGAGACGAGCGCAGAUGCCGAAAAGGCUCGUGAAAAGCUUCACGGAACACUAGUGGAAGGCCGCAAGAUUGAGGUUAACAAUGCCACAGCCAGGGUGAUGACAAACAAAAAGGUUGUCACCCCUUACCCCAACGGAGAGGCACUCGCAACGCUGCCCUAUGCUGCGGGCUGGAAGCUGAGCCCAAUGGUGGCAGGGGGCAUCUACGGACCAGAGCUCUAUGCAGGCUCCAUCUCGAUGCCUGGCUUCCCAUACUCCUCUGCAGCUGCGGCCGCCACCACGGCCGCAGCGUUCCGGGGAGCUCACCUGAGGGGACGGGGUCGACCGGUCUACAGUGCCGUCCGUGCCGCCGUCCCCCAGCCCGCCAUCCCCACCUACCCUGGUGUGGUGUAUCAGGAUGGUGGGUUUUAUGGAGCUGCUGACUUAUACGGAGGCUAUGCAGCCUAUCGCUACGCUCAGCCUGCUGCUGUAACCGGGGCAACUGCUGCUGCGGCUGCAGCUGCCUACAGUGACAGUUACGGUCGGGUAUAUACCACAGACCCCUACCACGCCUUGGCCCCUGCUGCCGCUGCCUAUGGAGUCGGUGCCAUGUCUCUUGCUCACGCGUCCUCUCUGUCUGCUGUCACACAGGCUAGUUUAUACCGGGGUGGAUACAGCAGGUUUGCGCCAUACUAAGAAGAUUGCCCCCCCCCCCCAGCCCCUCCUCCUCCCUUCCCCUGGAUUUCCCUCCACCCUUCCGUUUCCAGAGCCCCCAUCCCUCUUUUUUUUUUUUCUCUCUCGCUUCCCUCCUGUGCUGGGGCCCCAAGGUCCGCAGCCGCCGCUCAAAAGACAUGUACAGAAGCCUCACAACACAACCACAGUUUGUCUGUCCACUGCAACACAACAGGAGACAACCAGUGAGGGAUCGUGGCAGCAACAUUUGCAAAGACUGUGGAACACCAACGGACACGCAGACAGACAGACAGACAGACAGAGAGACAGACAGAGGGAGGACCGAGAAAUCACUGCUUGAUUAUUGUUCGUUUUUUUUUUUUUUUUUAACACUACAGCUUUGCAAUCACUAUUUUUAUUUUGUCAAAACAGUCUGUGGUUACGCCCUUUAUUUUCAUUUUUACAGGAGAACCUUUGUAUUACAGCUGACACUAGUAUUAAGUUUAGUGAGUCAUUGUGAACCUUGUCUUUAUAUUCUGUUCAGUACCCACACACAAGAGUGUCAGCUCCACAUACUAUUGGGCUUUCAAGCGUCUACUAUCAACUCACAUGUUUGUGGUAAAUGUUAAAUACUAUAAGGGAGCGUAUCUCCCUCAGCUACAUUUAAAAGGGCACAGCCGUUUUGUUAAGAGGACAGUUGUCGAGGAUCAGCUCUCACAACAGAAAAUGAGAGCAGUGGGACAUUUAUAGCAAAAUCGGCAUCAUUUACAUAAGCGUCAUGGGCGAAAACCAAAUUACCCAUCAUUUCACAAUCAACUCAAAAGCGAAGGGGAAAAAGAACUUUUAUGAAUGACAAGGAAAGGAAAACAAAACCUCUUGUUUUUGUUCUGCAUUACCUCAUGUUUUUCCUUUGGUUCUGGAAAAUGUUGAUAAUAAUAAUAAUGAAUGAUGAUGAUGAUGGUGAUGAUAAUGAUCAUGCAAGCAAUGCUAAAGAACAACAGUUCUGCUACUCAGCAACAUUUAUUGUUAUUAUUAUACAUAUUUUCUAGUUUUGAUUUAUUUCAGGUCUGCUAGUAUUAUAACUAUUAUAAAGUUGUCAUUUCUGUGAUUUAUAGUCCUGCAAGCAUUUCAGUCUGUAUCAUGUAUCCAUAUUAUCUCAUCUAUCUAUAACAUCUGCAACAUUUGCCUGAGGAGAACUCUUGGAGCAAAAAAAAAAAAAAACAAACAAAAAAAAAGAUUUAAAAGGAGAGUGCAAGUAAGAGAGAGACGGUUCAUUCUUCAGGAGCAAACGGACCAGUUCUGAGACUCACGUGAGACUACUAGACCACACAGCAUUCCAUAAGCGCCACCAUUUCACGUCUGGAGUCACUGGCCACCCAGAGUCCAUCCAGUGUAGAGCCCAUCCCAGUGAGUAGGAGCCGGACUGGUUCACGGACGAGAUCGGAAUUCUCAGGGCUUGGGGAACAGGGGGACACACCAGCGGAGCCCGGCGGGAACACUUUGUGUGACCCCACAAUUUUAAAGGCAGUGGUGCUCUUCUACCGACGAAAUUAGAUUUUUUUUUUGUAUUAUUGUCAUUAUUCCACCCAUCAACUCUUACAAACUGCACCCCUUUUUGCUGAAGACUGGGACUGGGACGUGAGAAUCAUGUUCCUACGCUUCCUUUCUGGUGUGUCGGUUGGUUUGGGAAUGCUGUCGUCCAGUCCAGUACGUACCAGAGCUACUGCCUCUCCGCUCCCGAAAGCAGGAUGGGACAAACCUGUAUAAACGUUGUCUCGCUCCUGUUCUGUAUAUCUCCAUAUACUCAGACUAUGUUAUUAUUGUUGCUACUAUUAUUGUUAUUAUAUUAUUGCUGUUGAUUCUUCUUUUUUUGGUUCCAAAGAUUCUCUAAAAGCACAUUUUUUUUGUUGACUGUAUACACGUAUGAUUAUCCUUUUAAUGGUUGAUGUUGCAGUUAUUUUAGCUUUUUUUAAGAGAAAAAAAAUCAUGUCUUGCAUGUCUAUUAAAUUGACAUUGUUGCAUCAGAGUGCUUGAGAAGCACCUUGUCUUUGAGGGAGACACCCAACAGCUUCAGAGAGAGAGAGAGACGGGGGUGAGACAGGGUGGGUGUUAAUUUAUUUAGACAGUUUUUAAUCAUUCGUAGCAACCACUCCCUCAAGGCCUGACCCCCCUACACUACAGUACAAGUGUUUAAAUGUUAAAGAAACAGACGAGGUCGUCCUUUUUGAGAUGCAAAAUACCUCUCGGAGUCAUUAUGCGAAGUGACAAGAGGGUUAGCGAAUUAGGAGGUUGUGGGCUGGAGUCUCGAGGGAAGGUGCGAGAUAGAUUGCAGCUGUUUUAAUGCAAGAUCUCCCCUCAGACACACAGAAGACCAUAUCGAAAAGGCCAGUGCGACGGGCCAGAAGAGCGUGAUACCAGCGUGACAUUUUUAGAGACCCCAACCGUGUAAAUGUCACCGAGGCCGAGAGAGAGAGAGAAGGGGGUAGACAGUCAGAGGAACGUGCAAAGCCGUACUCAUAUGAUUAUAAUCCAAGCUGUGGCUACAGCGGAAUACCCCAUAGAGUUGGAGAAUGUGGCUCUAGCCAUGAUGAGCCCGUGAGGAUGCAGUGGGCUGAGGGAGGAGGAGGACUGGAGAUGUAUGUCUAUAGGCAGCUGCAGCUGAGGGGUUAUGCUAUGUUAUUUGAACCCACUCAGACUCUAUAGUGUUAAGCGGCACCAGUGGGAUUUGAGAGGGAGACGGACCGAAUCGGUGAACAUUUCACACGUUCUCUUUUGUUUGGCCUGUGCAAGAGGAGGAACAGACACAAAAAGGUCUACAGAUUUCAAAAUAAGAAACACUUGUUCAAGCCAAACCUGUAUAUUAUUUGGCAUCCGGAUAGAGGGAGUGGGAGGGGGGGAGAUGUCCUUUUUUUUUUACUAGUAAUUGUCAAUGCUGUCUCAGCUGUGUUACUCUGUCCUCUUGUGUUGUCAUGAGAUUCUCAGAUUUUUUUUUUUUUUUUUUAAUGAGUGUAGUGGAAUGCUUGGUCUGGGAUGUUCAUUUUUACUCCAAAGAGCCCCUGUGAGCCCGUGUCUACCCAGUUCUUCUCUGCAGGCACAUGGCACCAAAUUGCUGAGAGCGAGGGUCAAAGGGUCAGAUUUUCAAUGCUGUGAUGCCCCCCGUCCCCCUCCCAGCUUCAACCCACCCUCUAGCAGACUCUUGUCACCAUUCGCCCCCCUGAACCCAGAUCCCCCUGAAGUAGAAUCUGGAGAAACUCCUCAGCCUCUGGGGCUGAUGAUGACAUCAUCUCUGCCAGAACCAGAGUGCUCUGACGCCUGUGCAGCACUUGCUGUGGAUGCACAGGAACUGACCCGUGGGGUUUCAACUUUGACCUUGCCCGCGUCCCCAUCCCUGCUUGCCUCCCUUCCUCCCUCCCUUAGUGUCCCCACCCUUCCCAUGGUCCUUUCAGUUUACGGUUAAAACAAGUGACUUGUGUAUUUUUGUUUUUUUGUUUUUCAAGAUUUACACCACGUUCAUGCCUGCCUUUUUCUGUUAUUGUUUUUGAAUGUACAUAUAAACAGUUUGUUUGGUUU
Sardina pilchardus (European sardine) is the source of this 6120-nucleotide messenger RNA. Its product is annotated as RNA binding protein fox-1 homolog 2-like. The record is from RefSeq and is a predicted model, not a curated record. The coding region runs from base 1198 to 2574 and encodes 458 amino acids. Gene Ontology annotation, cellular component: cytoplasm; nucleus. Gene Ontology annotation, molecular function: mRNA binding. NCBI's taxonomy places the organism in Eukaryota, Metazoa, Chordata, Actinopteri, Clupeiformes, Clupeidae. Gene Ontology annotation, biological process: nervous system development; regulation of alternative mRNA splicing, via spliceosome. The transcript is spliced from 12 exons.